Molecule: messenger RNA, 1758 nt
Organism: Gryllus bimaculatus (two-spotted cricket)
Lineage: Eukaryota; Metazoa; Arthropoda; Insecta; Orthoptera; Gryllidae
Source: the annotation of a GenBank genome assembly
AUGGCUGGCCACGUGAGAUCGGCCUCCGACUCGAGCGGUCGACAGUUCCCGGUCGGUCCAUGCGCUGUCCGUCCGCGUGCCGUCAGCCCGUUCGCCGCCACGAGUAAGGGCAGCCUCCGACCAGAGUACCCUGCCGGUCCCCGUCAACCCGUGCGCCGUAAGCCAUUGCGCUGUCAGCACUUGCGCCGUCAGCACUUGUGCCGUCAGCCCUUGCGUCGUCAGCCCUUGCGCCGUCAGCCCUGGCGCCGUCAACCCUUGCGACAGUCCCUUCUCCGUGAGCUCAUGCGGAGUCAGCUGGUGCGCCGUCAGCCCGUGCGCUCAGUCCUUUCGGCGUCAACUCGUGCGCCGUCGUCUGUUCCCCGUGGCGUGUGGCACAGAACCUCGGAGGGCGACGGCGUGGGCGGCAGCGCGGCGGCGGCGGCGGCGUGCAGGCGGCGCGAUGUGGCGCUAGCGAUGCGCUGCCGACGCCACGGCCGCCUGUGCGUGCUGGUGCUGCUGCUGACGGUGUACGCGGGCGCGCUGCUGCUCCUGCUCGCACUGCCCGCCCUGGAGCCCUACAGGGGAGAGGCCGAAGCAAAUUAUAAAUUUGCAAUAUUAGACGUUAGUGUCUAUGGGAAAACGGUAGCGGGCCGAGCGGCGGCGGAGGUGGCGGCGGAGGCGGCGGCGGCGGCGGUGUCGGCGGCGGAGUGGGCGGCGCGGCGCCGCGGCCGGCGGGCUGCGUCCGGGGGCGUCGCGGCGGCCGCGCCUCGUGUGGUGCCGCCCCAUGGGGUACCUGCUGCGGCCGCGCGCGCCUGUCGCGCUCGCCUCUUUCCCGGGCUCCGGCAACACCUGGCUGCGCUACCUGCUGCAGCAGGCCUCCGACAUCCAGCGCAGCUUAAGGUGCCAAUAGCCCUCCUGCCGUUCCCAUUGUGCGAUUUGCGCCUGUUGGCAGGUGUGUACACGGGGUCCGUGUACCACGACCACGGGCUGCUGAAGAACGGCUUCCCGGCGGAGGGCGUGGUGAACGGGUCGGUGGCGGUGGUGAAGACGCACGAGUGGGGCGAGGCGGCGCGCCGCCCCUUCGCCCGCGCGCUGCUGCUGGUGCGCGCGCCGGCCGCCGCCAUCCUCGCCGAGUUCAACCGCCAGAGCGGCGGCCACGUGGGGCACGCCGCCCCCGACCGCUACCGGCGCAACGGCGGCAAGUACUGGCAGCAGUUCGUGCGCGACAAGUUGGCGGUGUGGCGCGCCACCAACCUGGACUGGGCCGUCAACUUCAAGGGCCCCGCGCUGGUGCUGCACUACGAGGCGCUGGUGCGCGACCCGGGCCCGCCGCUGCGCCGCGUGCUGCGCUUCCUGGGGCUCAGCGCCAACGAGAGCGACGUGCGGCGCGCCGGCGCAGGCGCCCUUCGACCCGUUCUCGGCCAAGAUGAGGCGGCGCUGGCGCGCGAGCAGGAAGGCGUGCUGGCGGCGCUCGCGGCAGGCGCGGCCCUCGCUGGACGAGGCCGCGCCCACCACCCUGCCGCCGCCCGUCAGCUGACCGCGCACCGCCCGGCCCCGCUGCGGGCCCCGCGCCCGCCGGGCCCACGCCAGCCGACGCUCGCCCACCCCUGCCCCCAGGGACCACUCGCCCACGCAAGAAGGCACCUCCACGGGGCUCCUACGCAGGCUGUGCCCGCCGUAGCAGUUCAACAGGGGCUUGGCCUCAACAGGGACGAAAAGCCUCCGAAGUCUUUCGAACUCGAGGGUGACAAUUAUUGUUACGUUUCUUUAAAUUGCUAA